AUGGAGGAGUUCAAAGGAUAUUUAGAACUAGAUAGAUCUCAGCAGCAGGACUUCCUAUAUUCACUUAGCUUUCAAGAGUCUAUUUAUACACUUGCUCAUGAUCAUGGUUUAAAUAGAUCAAUUUUAAAUGCGGAUUCUGACAAAAAAUCUAGCUUACUAAUUGUGAAAUAUUUAAUUACUCAAAUGUAUCAACAAAAUCAUUUGAUUUUUUCUGCUAAUGAUCCUAAACAAAAUUUAUUUUUUGGACAGAACACGGAUUUAUAUUGUCGAAUCCUAUUCGAAGCAUUUACCGUCGUUUUGGAAAUUCCAUUUUCUCUACGAGAAAGACCGUUUAUAGAAAGGAAAGAGAUGGUCCAAUUUUUAAAUUUACGAUCCAUUCAUUCAAUAUUUCCUUUUUUAGAAGACAAAUUCUCACAUUCCAAUUAUGUAGUAGAUAUACUACUACCCCAUUCCAUUCAUCUGGAAAUCUUGGUUCAAACUCUUCGUUAUUGGGUAAAAGAUGCCUCUUCUUUGCAUUUAUUGCGAUUUUUUCUGCACCAGUAUCAUAAUUGGAAUAGUUUUAUUAUUCCAAAACAAUCUCGUUUUUUUUUUCAAAAAAAAAAGAAUCAAAGAUUAUUCUUCUUCCUAUAUAACUCUAAAGUGUGUGAAUAUGAAUCUAUCUUCAUUUUUCUGCGUAACCAAUCUGUUCAUUUACGAUCAAUAUCUUCUGAAGCUUUUCUUGAACGUAUCUAUUUCUAUGAGAAAAUAGAACAUUUUCUAGAAGUUUAUGCUAAGGAUUUUCAAGCCUUUUUAUGGUUGUUCAAGGAUCUUUUCAUGCAUUAUGUUAGGUAUCAAGGAAAAUGCAUUUUGGUUUCAAAAGGGACGUCCUUUUUGAUGUCUAAAUGGAAAUAUUACCUAGUCAAUUUAUGGCAAUCUUGUUUUUACAUGUGGUCUCAACCAGGAAGGGUUCAGAUAAACCAAUUUUCCAAUUACUCACUUGACUUUCUGGGCUAUCUUUCAAGUGUUCAACGAAACCCUUCAAUGACAUGGAGUCAAAUGCUAGAAAAUUCAUUUUUAAUAUCAUUAGCUAUUAAAAAGUUUGAUACGAGAGUUCCAACUAUUCCGCUGAUUCGAUCAUUGUCUAAAGCGAAAUUUUCUAACAUAUUAGGAUAUCCUAUUAGUAAGGCAUCCUGGGCCGAUUUCUCAGAUUCCAAUAUUAUUGACCGAUUUGGACGUAUAUACAGAAAUCUUUCUCAUUAUCAUAGCGGAUCCCCCAAAAAAACGAGUUUGUAUAAAGUAAAAUAUAUACUUCGACUUUCUUGUGUUAGAACUUUGGCUCGUAAACAUAAAAGCAAGGUACGUUCUUUUUUAAAAAGAUUAGGAUCGGGAUUAUUGGAAGAAUUUUUUAUGGAGGAAGAACAAGUUCUUACUUUGAACUUACAAAAAAUUUCUUCUACUUUGCGGAGAUUCUAUGGAAGACAGAUUUGGUAUUUGGAUAUUUUUUGUAUCAAUGAUUUGGCCAAGUCUGAAUAA
Molecule: messenger RNA, 1512 nt
Organism: Impatiens glandulifera
Lineage: Eukaryota; Viridiplantae; Streptophyta; Magnoliopsida; Ericales; Balsaminaceae
Source: the annotation of a RefSeq genome assembly